Drosophila albomicans is the source of this 6117-nucleotide messenger RNA. It is a transcript of the gene RSG7, whose product is annotated as regulator of G-protein signaling 7. Bases 1225 to 3381 code for a protein of 718 amino acids. Gene Ontology annotation, biological process: intracellular signal transduction; regulation of G protein-coupled receptor signaling pathway; G protein-coupled receptor signaling pathway. The transcript has 8 exons. The record is from RefSeq and is a predicted model, not a curated record. Lineage: Eukaryota; Metazoa; Arthropoda; Insecta; Diptera; Drosophilidae.
GAGCGCGAGAAACAUUCUUGUACACAGGUUGAAGGGAAUGUGGGGCGGUGGGCAAACAAAAAUCGAUUGCAACAGCAAAUCGACUUCAGGAAGCGCCUUAUAAUAAGGCACACGAAUCCGCGACGACAACGAGAACGUGGACAACGCACUCGGCAUCGCGCAAAGCUAAGGCACAAAAAAGCAAGCAGAAGGCAGCAGCAGCGGCAACGACGACGACGGGGGCAGAGGCAGAGGGAGAGGGACAGUGGCACUUGAAUUGACUUUGGGCUCAUCCCUCCCCAUCAUCAUCCACCCGCUAACGCGGCGCCCUACGUAGCCUUAAAAUGAUUACAGGCUAACGCCAAAAAGAGGAAGAAGCUAAAGGCAAACGCAGAAGAAGAAGCACAAGCUAAAGCUGAAGAAGAAGCAGAAACAGCAGCAACAGCAGUAGCAACGAAGCCAGUAGCAAUAGCAGCAGCGCGGCGUGCAGCAGGCAGGAAAAAAUUGCCAGAUAAAUAAUAUCAAUUAUUAAUAACAUAAAAAAGGUAGAAAAAAAAAACCUGGCAAAAUUAGUAAUCAAUUGUGUAGUUUAAUUGAGAGCGAAACAAAUUGUGUGCAGGAGGAGCAACGAAAAGUGUCGCUGUGUGCGUGUGCGUGUGUUGUGCAUGUAUGUGCGUGUGCCUGACCGUGUGUGUGUGAGUGCGAAUGUAUUGAGCGCUAUUGCUGCUGCGCUUUUUUUCUGCAAGCGAAAAAAUUGUGAUAACGCGAGACGCAGCGAAAAGCGCAAAACGACAACUCCGCCGCAGCCCCCCGCCACCAACAUCAGCCCCCCUGCCCACUGCUGUGCAGCAAGUAAAGCGGCAAAAGCGAACGAAGAAACAAAAUGGAGCUGGAUAAAUGACACAACACAAUUUGGAAAUAAAACACACUCAAGUGCGAGGCGACUGAGAGGACUGUGAGUGCGUGCGUGCGAGCGAGCGAGAGGGCGAGAUACGAGCGCUGCAACUUUUGCCAGCAUACAUACAAACACACACACACACACACAUACGCAUACGCAUACACCCACGCAAAGGAGCAGGCAGUGACGGCGACUGCGACGACGAAGGAUAAAACGGUGCUGAGAGCGGAGCCGGCAGCGGGCAGCAGGCAGCGACGUCGACAGCGGGCAGCGACUGCGACAGCGUUUAUAAAUAGCUCGCAGUGCGGCGGAGCAGCGAAGCGAGUGUCCAGCGUGUUGGGUGAACAAUGGUAACAAUGAACUCGGAAGCGGACAAAACACAGAGCAGCACGCAAGCAACCAAUGCGCUGGCUAUGAGCAGCGCGCCCAAAUCGCCACCAGCGACAGCAACAGAAGCUGCAGGUGCAACUACAGCAACAACACCAAUAGUGGCAGCUGUAACAAUAACAACAACAGCAGCGGACAACAGCAGCCCAGCGUCACCAGCAGCAGCAGCAGCAACUGCAGCAGACACAACAGCAGCGACGCCAGCAGCGCUGGCCAAUGGCAACAGCAAUGUGGGAAGUGCAAGCGACGCAGCAGCGGAGACUGCAUCGCUGCACACUGUCAAUGUCAAUGGCGGCAGCAGCAGCAGCAACAGCGAAUUGAAUGCCGUCACAACAGCAGCAACAACAACAACGGCAACAGCUGCUGCAGCAACGACAGCAUCAACAACAACAACUAGCAGCAGCAGCAGCGCAGUCAUCACAACAAUAACCAGCGCUAGUCCGACGACAACUGAAAGCAGCGGCAGCAACUGCACCACAACCAUUGCAGCCGUAACGCCGCAGCUGUCGGGCAGAAGCGUCAGCAUACGCGAUGCAACAGCGCCGAGUGGCAGCGGCAGCGGUAGUGGAAGUGGCAGCGGAUCGGCAGCAGCAGCGGCGUCGGCGUCGGCAGCAUCGUCAUCAGCAGCGCCAGCUAAAACAUCAUCAAGUGCUUUGCUCAGUGUGGGCAGCAAUCAUCAUCAUCAUCACCAUCAUUCCUCGCAGUCACAGUCAACGUCUCAGUCGCAGUCGCAGCAGCCGGCGCCAGUGCAGUCGGCGUCGCAGCAGACGCAUCAUCAGCAGCGCGGCAGCAAAAACGAAGAUGCCCCCAACAUUCUUGUCUACAAAAAGAUGGAAGCAAUCAUCGAGAAGAUGCAGGCUGAGUCGAGCGGAGUCGCUGUGCGCACUGUGAAGGCGUUUAUGAGCAAAGUGCCAUCGGUGUUUACGGGCGCCGAUUUGGUUGCCUGGAUACUGAAGAACUUUGAUGUGGAGGAUGUGACCGAGGCGCUGCAUUUUGCCCAUCUGCUUAGCUCCCAUGGCUACAUAUUUCCCAUCGAUGAUCAUGCGCUGACCGUUAAAAACGAUGGCACAUUUUACAGAUUUCAGACACCAUACUUUUGGCCAUCGAACUGCUGGGAGCCGGAGAACACGGAUUAUGCGGUGUACCUGUGCAAGCGAACGAUGCAGAAUAAAACGCGUCUCGAGCUGGCCGACUACGAGGCCGAGAAUCUGGCCAAGCUGCAGAAGAUGUUUUCACGCAAAUGGGAAUUCAUAUUCAUGCAGGCCGAGUCACAGAGCAAGGUGGCCAAGAAGCGGGACAAACUGGAGCGCAAGGUGCUGGACUCGCAGGAGCGGGCCUUUUGGGAUGUGCAUCGACCGAUGCCGGGCUGCGUAAAUACCACCGAAAUAGAUAUCAAGAAGGCGUAUCGACGCGGCGGCUCUAGUCACGGCACUGGCUCCGCUGGCGCCUCCGUGUCCAAGAAUCCCGUCGAGCAACUUACCCGCAUCAUUGCCCUGCGCAAGCAGAAGCUCGAGCGGCGUACAAUCAAAGUGUCCAAGGCGGCCGAAGCUUUGGUCGCCUACUACGAUCAGUACAAUGAGUUUGAUUACUUUAUAACCUCGCCGGAGCUGCCCAAUCCCUGGCAAACGGACAGCACCGAGAUGUGGGAUACCGAAAAGAAUAGCAAAGAAGUUCCUGUUCGUCGCGUCAAGCGAUGGGCAUUUAGUUUGCGUGAGCUGCUCAACGAUGCCAUUGGACGUGAUCAGUUUACCAAAUUCUUGGAAAAGGAAUACAGCGGCGAGAAUCUAAAAUUCUGGGAAUCGGUGCAGGAGAUGAAAGCGCUGCCACAGUCUGAAAUUAAGGAAGCCAUUCAGAAGAUCUGGCAAGAGUUUCUCGCUCCAGAUGCACCGUGUCCGGUGAACGUUGACUCCAAGUCGGUGGAAUUGGCACGCGAGGCGGUCAAUUCGCCAAGCGGACCUAAUCGCUGGUGCUUCGAUGUGGCCGCCUCGCAUGUGUAUCACCUGAUGAAGAGCGAUUCGUAUUCGCGUUAUCUACGCUCCGAAAUGUACAAGGAUUAUCUCAACUGUUCGCGCAAAAAGAUCAAGUCCAUACCCAAUUUGUUUGGGGUGAAACGUUGAGAUACGUUGCGCCAUUUGCCGGUCGCUGCUCUCGGCUCCGGUUGAGGAUUUGAGGAUUGAGGAUUGCGGAUUAAGGCAGACUUCACACACAUAUGGGGAGGAGAUCGAGAUCGAACAGUCAGAAAAUUGAGUGUGUGUUCGAUGUGUUUAACGUUGUUAACUUAUUAUUAUAUAUGCAUACUACCGUAACUUGCCUAUUUGCCCAUUGCCAUUAGGUCGCGUGUGUGUUCUGAACGUCAUUUUGUUUAUUGUUUUGUGUUUUAGUUUUUAUCGUUAACCUUAUGUGCCCAGCGCAACGAAGCGCACAAACCUUCUGUCCUUGACUCCAACGUUUUUCCCCCCAUAUUACACGAAGCGAAGAACUCUUUUUUCCAACUAACUAACUCAAAACGUAACGAAAACACCACUGAAAAAAAGUAUAUAACAAAAAGCUAUAUAUAUAUAUAUUAAAUAUUUAAAGAAACCAAAACAAAAAUUAAAUUAAAAACAACUGCCAAGUGCUUCUCGACAUGGAAUGCAAUCAGAAACGGAAGCACAAAUGCACAAACUGGAAGUGGAAGUGGAAGUGAAAACGAAAAGGAUGUGUAGCAAAAAGGAUGCAGCUGAGAUGAUGAAUCGAUAACAAAAAAAAAAAAAAAACAAAGCAGAAAAAAUGUUACAAAAGCCAUACCAUGCAAUUGUCAAAAUGCAACCGAAAACACCAAAACAACAAACGUAUAUGAAAUAAUCACUUACUUAGGUAAUUAGCAUAAAUAUGAUAGUAAAAAAAAACGAUUAACAAACAAAAUUAACCACAACAAGCAACUGUCAAAGCAAGCAGCAAGCAACUUAGCAAAUUAACUAACGAGUACUUACUAUAUAAUUGUAUUAGCCAUGUUACAACAACUAACAAAACAAAACAAAAGAAGAAAACCAAACAAAUGAAGACAAAGAAGGAAACAAACGAACAAUCGAAUCAGACAAAAUCGAAAGCUGACAUUCAUAUUCUCUCACACGUUAUUCGUUAUACACAGUUAACCGUUAACUCGUUACUCGCUAUAUCGCAACUCGUCACUCGUCGUCAUUUGUUCCCGUUUCACACUCGCUUACUUCUUAUUAUUCCUCAUAAUAUGACGCUUAUUACAAUAUUUUAUACUUUUGUUAUAACAUUUUUCUACCACACACACACACACACAUUCACAUAUCGCUAAACGCAACAAAGAUAAACUUGAAAUUCUUAAACUUAAAAAGCUAUGAAAUAUUUUCAAAUUUUGUUGUGUCUUUGUCUAUAUAUGUAUAACUAAAUAUAUUUAUAUAUAUACAUUAUACAAGUAUUAUAAACUGUUGCUGACAAGUUGCACGCUUUGUUGAGAUCAGAAAGCGGCAUUCAGACACAGAUUAAAUGCUAAAGAGAGAGAGAGAGAUAGGGAGACGGCGAAUGAGGGUAAUAUAUAGAAAGAGAGGAGGUUGAAAGAGUUAACUGAACUAUAGACAAUAGAGGACAGGGAAAAUGUUAGAAUGACGACGAAACACAAAAAAUUUCAAAUUUUUCGAGAAAAUCGUCAAAAGAGAGCUUUACCAUGACGUAACACAGACAAAAAAAGAGAGCAACAGCUAUGCAGAAGAACAGAGAGAAAGAGAAAGAGAGAGUAGCGGAGCUAUUCAGAAUGUGUCAGGGCAAUCAAUCAAUUCGCUCGUACUGACAAAACAUUUUAAGAGAAAAGAGAGAGAGAGAGAGAGACGUAGUUAAAGUUGCAUCAUGAAUCUGAAGUGCGGCUUCUGAGCUCGACAAAUGCGACAGCUGUUGACUACGCUUAAUAUAAAACAAGGGCUAAGAAAUAUGAAAUACGACAAGAUACGCACACACAUGCAUAACAUGUAUUUAUGCAUACGUAUACAUAUAUACAACUACAACUACAACUACAACAAAAUGCAAAAAUACAUUUGCAUCGCCGAAUAUCUCUCAAUUGUUGUCGAGGCGAAAUCGGUUUAGGAACUAGUUACAACAACAUAUAUACAUUUAGUUUAUUCGUAAGCCAGCUAAGACGUACUAGUAUACGUACACUCACACACACACACACUCCCACACAUAUGUGCACAACUCUUUCACACAUGACGCGAUCAAAGAAAAAAGUGUUGCCUGCUUUUAGGCUGCGAUCAAAGAAAACCAAAGAAAUAAGCAAAAAUAAAAUUAAAUCUCUUUGUAUGUAAUUGUAUUGUACUUAUUGUAUGUUUGUAAUUGUAAAUGGUGUCUAAUUUUAAAAACGUAUACAAAAAGGAAAACCGAACAAAACAUAAUUAUUAAAUAUUAACAUAAAUAUUGUAUUCAAAAAUACAAUCUCAAUGUAGCAAAGAAGCAACCGCAUGUUGGUAGUCAAAUUUAAAUCGUAUUUUCAUGCGAAUGGAAUGCAAUGAAAACAAAUCAAAAACAAACAAAUAACAAUACAAAGGCAAAAUGCAGUGCGAAUAAUGAAUGAAAGAUGCAACACUAAAAAUGCCAAGAUAGAGCAGAAACUAGAGCAACUUUCAACUGUUGAAUUGGCUAAUUCAUUGUUAAUGUUAUGCUAAUUUCGAUUCUCAAAAUAUUGUUAAACUAUUUUCAACUAAUUUUGUUGUCGUUUCCUUUAUUGCCCACCGUUCAGUGUAAAAGAGAUGGAAAGAGAAAUCUUAUAAAAAAAUAUACAAAACUGAAACAAAAAAAACAAACAACAAGAAAAUGAAGAUAAACUAUAUAUGAAGAGUAAUAAACAUAAACAA